Lathyrus oleraceus (garden pea) is the source of this 643-nucleotide messenger RNA. Its product is annotated as paired amphipathic helix protein Sin3-like 4. The record is from RefSeq and is a predicted model, not a curated record. The transcript has a single exon. Gene Ontology annotation, cellular component: histone deacetylase complex; chromatin. NCBI's taxonomy places the organism in Eukaryota, Viridiplantae, Streptophyta, Magnoliopsida, Fabales, Fabaceae. The coding region runs from base 31 to 513 and encodes 160 amino acids. Gene Ontology annotation, biological process: negative regulation of transcription by RNA polymerase II. Gene Ontology annotation, molecular function: transcription corepressor activity.
CAUGUUCCCUCAGUGUUACAUGUGAAAGACAUGAAUUCUCAAGUUUUUUAUGGAAAUGACUCCUUUUAUGUGUUGAUUAGACUUCAUCAGACAUUGUAUGAGAGAAUACAAUCAGCAAAGGUUAACUCAUCAUCAGCUGAAAGGAAAUGGAGAGCUUCAAACGAUGCAAGCUCUACUAAUCAAUAUGACAGGUUCAUGAAUGCGCUUUACAGUUUGCUGGAUCGUUCUUCUGACAAUACUAAAUUUGAGGAUGAUUGUCGAGCUAUUAUUGGAACUCAAUCAUAUCUCUUAGUCACAUUAGACAAACUGAUAUAUAAACUUUUUAAACAGCUUCAGGCUGUUGCCAGCGAUGAGAUGGAUAAUAAGCUUCUUCAACUACAUGCAUAUGAGAAAUCAAGAAAACUUGGAAAGUUUUGCGAUAUAGUUUAUCACGAAAAUGCUCGCUUUCUUCUUCAUGAUGAGAACAUAUAUCGUAUUGAAUUUUCACCAAAACCAAAGACACUAUCUAUUUAACUUAUGGACUGUGGAAAUGUUAAGCAUGAAGUGACUGUUGUGUCAGUGGACCCAAUUUUUUCAGCCUAUCUGCAUAAUAAAUUCCUCUCCAUUGUCCCGGACCAAAAGACAUCAGGAAUUUCAUGAAAAG